AUGACGCUUUCAUGGUCUAUGGACCAGGUGCUAGUUGCAAAUCGAAUAUCUGCGGAGUUGCACGAAUUAGCUAAGCGGGGCGACAAAGAGGCAUGCAUCUCUUAUCUGGUAAACGAGCUUCGCUCCUAUGGUCUGAAUGCACAUACACAAGCCUAUGCAUACUACGUGCCCGGCUCAGAUGAGCCCUUGCGCGGCGUCAAUAUUUAUGCUCGCUCGCAUACGCCGCAAAUAGAUGGGCGGGAAGCUUUAUUAUUAGCUGCGAGCUGGAGAAGUCACUGGCAAGGGAAUGCAACGUCCGAUGAAAUGGAGCUGCCAUUUGUCCCAGAUGAUGGUCAGCGACGUGCCAUUAACGUGCGAGGCAUAUCUCUUUUGUUGGCACUUGCCAAACAUACAUCGAGCAUUCCAUUCUGGAGCAAGGACCUAAUGUUUGUUAUUAGUGAUGGCUUCUUGGAUGGUAUGCAGGCGUGGGCAACGCAGUACUUUGGACUUGAGCAACCAAACCUUGAUGCCGAGCCUAUCCUUUGCACGGGUGCACAGAUUUGGAAUGCGCUUGCUUUAGACUAUCCCGCUGACUCAUUUUCGUCGUUUGCAUUUCUUUUUGAGGGUCGUGAUGGCCUUCUCCCGAAUCUCGAUACCGUAAACACGAUCUCAAACAUCGCUCGUUCUGAUCUAUUGUCGCCAGCCGUGGAGCUGCAUGGUCUAUCGACAAAGGGCCCACUGCGUUUCUUGCGUGCCAAUGCACUGCCGUCUUGGGUGCCUGUGGCGUGGAUCGAGCGCAAAUGGCUUGGUUACAAUGGAGUUGACAGGUUUUUGGUUGGCUGGAGAAACAUUCUUGCACAGUUACGUUUACAACUAGCGGGUCAUCCUAGUGGAAUACAUGGUGUGCUGCUACCAUUCCAUGUCGAUGGUGUAACUAUCUUUGGUGAACCCGCCUCCGGUCCUUAUGGAUUUAUCGAGCUAGGCCGCAUAUCAGAAUCAACGAUGCGCUCUUUUUCCAACCUACUGGAGCGGCUACAUCACUCGCAGUUCUUCUAUUUGUUGGCCUCGCCUUGGCGGUUCGUCCAGAUCGGCGUUUUCUUGUUCGUCCCGCUCUUUCUUGCAGCUGCUCUCACGCUCAAGGGUAUUGCUGUAUGGAGCCAACUCGGUUCCUUGCGACAAAAACAACGCAAUGCUCUGCGUCGCCAAUAUACCAAAAGUGUCCCACUAUUGGCUGAGCCAACGUAUGAUGAAUUCGCUCAGCUAUGCAACGAUGAGGAGCAGCGUGCUCGUUUUCGUUCUUAUGACCGGCCUGUCAUAAUGGUUCUCUUGCUCAUGGGCGUUUGCCAUGGCAUAGGCGGUGUCAUUUUGGCGCUUUUGUCUCGCACCCCCAUCGACUGUGCCGCAGCACUUGGUCUUGGCUCAUGCAGGCCGCUGCUAUGGAUAUUGUUGUGUUCAUUGCUUUCACCAGUCAUCAUGGCAUGCUACGCACGUUUUUGGAAAGGUGCUACACUCCUGUCCUUGGCCAUGUGCUUACAUGCAUUCACGCUCUUGAAUGCAGGUAUGGUGAUUAGUGUGCUUGCGACACUUAAUUUUGCGCAGGCUACUACUAUGGCCCUGCUUUUAUGUGCAACGCUUUAUCCUGUGUGUGUGCUGCAUGAUCGUUCCUUUUUUCGAUCUGCCUGGUACCUUCUUCAGGGGAUUAGUCUCGUGCUAGUAUCGCCGCCAAUUCUCACUAUAGCAGCGACAUUUCUUCCUCGUGCAUGGCUUUCAGGUCUUGAUGUCGAGCAUAUUCUGCGCGCUGCCUUGUGGGACUUCCAUGUCCUGCGCACGUCGAUGCUGCAUAUUUUAUGUCUCGGAUAUGCACCUAUGAUUCUUCAAGGCGCUACGGCUUGCCUUUUGUAUAGUCUCAGUUAA
Molecule: messenger RNA, 1893 nt
Organism: Malassezia globosa CBS 7966
Lineage: Eukaryota; Fungi; Basidiomycota; Malasseziomycetes; Malasseziales; Malasseziaceae
Exons: 1
Coding region: 1-1893 (630 amino acids)
Biological process (GO): attachment of GPI anchor to protein
Cellular component (GO): membrane; GPI-anchor transamidase complex
Source: RefSeq, a predicted model, not a curated record